Molecule: messenger RNA, 3317 nt
Organism: Tribolium castaneum (red flour beetle)
Lineage: Eukaryota; Metazoa; Arthropoda; Insecta; Coleoptera; Tenebrionidae
Gene: SMC5
Product: Structural maintenance of chromosomes 5
Exons: 9
Coding region: 113-3244 (1043 amino acids)
Biological process (GO): double-strand break repair via homologous recombination
Cellular component (GO): Smc5-Smc6 complex; nucleus
Molecular function (GO): single-stranded DNA binding; ATP hydrolysis activity; ATP binding
Source: RefSeq, a predicted model, not a curated record
AUUUUUAUUCCUUGCUUAAUUUAGGCGCAGAGCGCAGACUGUUCGCGGGAAACUACAGUAUCGAGGUUAUGUUUGUGUAUUUGUUAUCAAUUAAUAGUAAUUAUUAUUAGCAAUGUUCAAAGUGGGCAGUAUACGGAAAAUCGAAGUGAAGAACUUUGUGACUUACAGCUACGCGGAGCUGUACCCGGGCCCCAAUUUGAACAUGCUGAUUGGCCCCAACGGCACGGGUAAGUCUACAAUCGUGGCUGCUAUUAUUUUGGGACUUGGGGGUAACCCCAAAACAGUUGGUAGAGGCGUUAGGGUGUCUGAAUACGUGAAACACAACUGUGAAGAGGCCACAAUUCAUAUUUACUUGCAAGGCAGAAAAGACAAUGAUUUUAUUAAGAUUACACGAAUUUUUAAUACGCAUGACAAAACAGGGUGGCUUGUAAACAAUCAGAGAGUAACACUGAAAGAAGUAAUGGAUUGCAUCAAGCAGUACAACAUACAAGUCGAUAAUUUGUGCCAGUUUUUGCCCCAAGACCGGGUUCAGGAUUUCGCGAAAAUGAACCAACAACAAUUAUUGAAGGAAACUCAAGUAGCUCUAUGUCGAACUGAUUUAAUAGAAAAGCAGGAGGCUUUAAUAGCAUGUAAAAAUAAUCACAAACAGCUUACUGAAGCAAUCGAUAAGAACGGAGCGAAGUUGCAGGAAACCCGCGACGCUAAUAUGCGAUUAGAAGGCAAGAUUGAGAAUUUUAGUAGGAAGAAGAAAUUCUUAAGCCAGAUUGAAGGCAUAGACCGUAAAAUAGCCUGGUUACAGUAUGAUGAUCUCUACGAGAAAAUGACCGAAACAAAAGCUGACUUGGCUAAAGCGACCAAAAUUUACGAAAAACACAAGAGCGCUACUAAACCUGCGGAAAAAGAAAUCCAAAAGGCCAAACAAGUGGUUCAAGAACUGCAACAAUCAAACUCAAAUAUUACACGCACCAUUCGCGAGCAUGAAGCGUCCGCCCGAAAUUAUGUGGAGAAAAUUGAGCAAACCAAAGACAAAAUAAGGGACAUUGAGCAGAAAAUGAAUGAUCAGAUUGCCAUCAUUGAGCAAAAGAAUCAAGAAAACGAAGCCAUGGCUUCUAAAAUUGAAGAAUUGAAAGUCGCGCAAAGAGAACUACUCAAUCAGUGUGGCAACGACGAGGAAGUUCAACAAAAAGUUCGAAAACUAACGACUGAAAUGCAGAAAUUUCGACGCCACGUGAGCGAAUUGCAGAAUCAGAGAGAUGAAAUCGUUGCGUCAAGGCAGACGAAGUCGGCGCAAUUACGGGCUUACGAAAACGAAAUCAACAGAAUUGAUAAUGUGAAACAACAAAGGCUAAAUUAUUUGCAGCGCGUGGACAGGGAUGCCUAUGAAGCGGUGGUUUGGCUGAGGAACAACAGAAAUCUUUUCAAGGGAGAGAUUUAUGAGCCUAUAAUGCUAGAGCUCAACGUUCUUGACUCGAAAAAUGCGAUGUACGUUGAGAAUGUCAUUCCGCUGCGUGACCGCGUGGCCUUUACUUGCACUAAUAAAGACGAUAUGAAUGCUUUGAUUCGCCUUUUGAGAAAUGAGAAGCAACUGACAGUCAACGUGCUCUAUGCUGGUGAUCCCAAUGACCACGUAUCACGUUAUCAGCCUUCUAUUCCUAUAGAGCAGUUGCGAAAAUAUGGCUUGUACGCUUACAUGCACUCACUAUUUACCGCCCCUGAGCCAAUAAUGAGGUACUUAUGUAAGACGUACCGAGUGCAUGAUAUUCCAAUCGGCAAUAAACAAACAAACGAGUUCUUCCAAGCAGUGCCUUCCCAAAUUAGGGUUUUCUUUAGUGAUAAGGUGAAAUAUUCGGUGAGCUACUCCCGAUACACCAAAGCUAAAAGUAUAAGACAGAACGAAAUUAGAUCAAACGGGGGUUUCUCCAUAUCUGUUGAUGUGUUACAAUUGGAGAGACUUCGUGGCCAAAUGCAAGAGCUUAGAAAUAGUUUCGACACAUGCGACACUCAAAUGAAAGAACUUGACACACAGAUUUCGCUUAUUAAUGAGAAAGUUUCAAAACUUGGGGAGGAACACAAAUAUAUCCACAGCAUCAAGCAGCAAGUCCAAACAAUUGAAACUCGUAUUGUUGCCAUGCAGCGAAAGGUGCAAGAGUUGCAACAACAGUCGUCCAACGGUGACGAGAUUCGCGCCCAAGGGCGCAACAAAAUUCGAAAAGUCAUCCGAGUUCUUCCACAAUUGUCCCAAGAACUUAAAAACACCUACGAGUCCUUAACAGUCCUCACAGUUAAGAGCGAAUUGAACUUUAUUAAAAUUGAGAAAGCGCGCCGCCAUGCCGCCUAUUUGGAAAACAAAGCUGUGGAAGCGCGACGCUUGAUGGAGGAGAGUGAAGCGACCUUAAACCAGGUCAAGGAGGCUUACGCCAACGUGAAGGGUCAAGCCAAAGCGGCCCUUCAGAAGGCCAAAGGCUUGUCCAAAGGUUAUACACCUGGGGAUGAGGCUUUCGAGGAGUUUCGGGAGACCCACGAGCGGCUUUCUUCCGACUUGCGAGAGCUUCAAGAGGAGAAGUUGCAAUUAAACGCCAAGAUUGAGUGCUUAAGUACAGCCGAUGAUGACGAGAUGCGCGAGUAUGAAGAACGGGUGGAGACGAUCAAAAACCUACAAGGGAGCAUCGAACGGGCUCACGUCGAUUUGAGCAAAAUCUCGGCCAAGAUGGACCAACUGCGGGAGGAGUGGUUGGGUCCGCUUGGCCAGUUGGUCACUGAGAUUAACGCCAACUUCGCCACGGCUUUCGAACGGAUGGGCUGUGCGGGGGAAGUCUCCAUAAACCCGGGCGAUGACGAGCAAGACUUCUCCAAUUACGGGCUGCGUAUCAAAGUGACCUAUCGCAAUGGACAGCCGAUGCAAGAACUCAACAGUGUGGUUCAAAGUGGAGGAGAGAGGGCUGUGGCGACGGCAGUGUUUAUGUUGGCGUUGCAAGAAUUGACUCCAGUGCCUUUUCGAUGCGUCGAUGAGAUUAAUCAAGGGAUGGAUGUGAAUAAUGAACGGAGGAUUUUCGAUUUGUUGGUGGAGUCGACCAGUCAGGCCGACACGGCGCAGUAUUUUUUGAUCACGCCGAAGCUAGUACCCAACUUGAGCUACUCGAGGUCGACGAUGGUGCAUAUUGUGCACAACGGACCGUUUGUGGAGCCGGACAGGAAGUGGGGCAUGUCCAAAUUGUGUAACCCGCAAAGAGCGCUAAUACAUUAAUUGUUUUGUUUGUGUUUUUGUUUUAUAUUUUCACAGAUACUAUGUUUUUACUAAAUAAAGAUUCUUUCUUAAA